CAUAGACCCUCAGAAUGGAGUCUAUAUGGUCCACAAAAGUUUUCAUGGAGCUUCUACUCCACUCCAUGUGCAAAUAAAAAUAUGGGGGGAACCACAUCGUGUUUCAUGUGAAUUAAAUGAGUGCCAGACUAAUAUGGAGUUGGCUUGGAGAAGUGGACUGCUGUCAUACCAAUGUGUUCACCUCCGGUCAGUUUCAUACUGCAAAACAUUUUUAACCUCACCUUCACUCACAGAAGAAAGUUUAAAAGAAAUGGUUAAAAGCAAGUGGUUUGGGCAGGACAAAAUAAAACAGUGUGUAAAUCGUCAAAAACUAGCCCAAGAAGAAAAUGCACCACUGUCAGUUGAAUCCAAGAUUGGAGUCCCACCAACAAAAAGGUUCAUAUCGGUCUACGAGCCUAAUAUAUCAUAUUAUAGUAGACUGGGCAGAGUCAUGGUAUCAUAUGACACCAAGAAGAAUUCAUGGCACUGUCCCUGUGCAAAAACCCAGAGAUCAUGUACCCAUAAAUACAUAGCAAAAUGGCACCUCUUUCAAAUUCACCCUGAACUCUUCCGAAAAGUUCGGAGCACUGAAAGCACCCACACAAAUUUGAGGCAACCCAUAACUUUCACACCUUUCGAGGGAAGGUUACUCGAACCAACCACUGAAAAUAUUGCAAAAGCAAAAUCCGGAAAAUUACAGGUAACUCUGCCAUGGCUCACUGCAAAAAAGCAAAGUCCAGAUCCGGAUGGUCAUCCAAUAACUGGUUCUGCAGAACACUAUGUUCUGUAUGACCGCUUUCACGAAGACAACACAAAAGAUCCUCGUGAUUCACUGAGGAAGCUUCGUCUUGUGCCUCAACUAGCUGGCAAAGUUAACAGUCAGGCUGCAGAACAGCUUUUUUCAAAGCUAAAGAAAAAUAACUACUUUAUGAACAUGGCAUUGCCAUCCACACGUUUUCCUCAUGCGAAACAUCAUCCACCAUUACAAUGUCAGAAAAAACGAGAAACGUCUUCAUGACAUAAAAAAGGAAUUCAACACAAACAUUCACAUGAAUGACCACAGCCAGGUUGUGUUAGAAAAUCCAUCCUCCACAGAGAAAUGCAUGGACAUGUCACUUGGACCACUGACCGCACUGCCAGAAAAUAUUGUGACUUUACAAACGACCGCUGCAUCACCAGGCAUAACAUCAGUCACAUCUCCUCUGUCAUCAGUACCAAUUACAGAAAAAACAGCUUGUGAAUCUACCACUCUUCUGAAUUUUUUGGAACCUACUAAGCCUUGGGAGAGGGCCUGUCAUCCAUUACAAGAGAAACUGCUUGAUUAUGUGCUGGACCGAAAUCGCCCUGGCAGUGAAAUAAUUGUGAAGGAGGGGCAAGUGUGCCUUAUUCGAGAAGAAUUUUGGAGCCUUGGAUUGUUGAGGGACAUGGACUCCCAUAUUGGAAACGCCUGCAUGAAGCUUAUUUGUGAAAUGGCUCGACAAAUUGGCAAGGACAUAUACAUUGAGGACUUUUAUGUUGUCCCUGUGUGGAAAGAAACUCCUAACAACAUUGUUACUGGAUUACCGGAAAAUUGCUUACCAAGUGGAUCAUGGGACAUGGACUGAAAAGACUGGAUAUGAUUUUCCAGCUUUGCCACGUCAGACAAGAGGGAAUGAUUGUGGUGUUUUUGUACUCAUGUACACCCUCUCAAUGGUGUGUGGCAUUGGGUUUCAAUUCCAGGAGAUGGAUAUGCCUAUCAUCCGUCAGUGGUGGUGCCUUCUACUCAUGGAACGAUUUCAAAUUGAUGGGUAUGUCAGU
Molecule: messenger RNA, 1776 nt
Organism: Danio aesculapii
Lineage: Eukaryota; Metazoa; Chordata; Actinopteri; Cypriniformes; Danionidae
Exons: 10
Coding region: 942-1583 (213 amino acids)
Source: RefSeq, a predicted model, not a curated record